AUGGACCCGGAAGCAGACGCCGAUGCCGCAGCCAUGGCCGCCGCAAUGGGCUUCUCGUCCUUCGGCGCGCAAGAUCGCCCCCAGAAAAAGAGGAGAUAUAAUCCUGCAGUGGACGCGGUCUCGCAGUCCUCGCCGAGCUUGAAAGAUGCCUCGACGGGAUCUAAUUCCACGCCGCUAGGAAAGCAGACCAGCACGCCGAAACAGGCAGCAAACGAAGACGAGAUUGACCUAGAGGGUGAGGAUGACGAACAACAAUCGGGGCAAAAGGAAGCUCCCCGAGAGAGCGAAGGUCAAGUCCCUUCUCACCACGGCUUGCCAGCUCGUCCUGCUCCAGGAACAGGCUUCGUUGGAUCGCGAGGGCAACCUGCAAGUCGAGAGAGAGCCUCGCAAGGGACAAGCGCGAAGCCGUGGUACGAAGGCUACUACGACAACAUGUCCAACGAGAAUCCGUGGGAGCGAAUUGAAAAGAAGUUGGGUCUUGAGUCGAAGGGGACUUGGGUUCCAAGGCAAACGCACCCAGUUCCGGAUAUUUGA
Pochonia chlamydosporia 170 is the source of this 534-nucleotide messenger RNA. RefSeq lists its product as hypothetical. Lineage: Eukaryota; Fungi; Ascomycota; Sordariomycetes; Hypocreales; Clavicipitaceae. Bases 1 to 534 code for a protein of 177 amino acids. The transcript has a single exon. The record is from RefSeq and is a predicted model, not a curated record.